This is a messenger RNA of Mercenaria mercenaria, 9946 nucleotides long. Its product is annotated as probable E3 ubiquitin-protein ligase HECTD2. The transcript has 21 exons. Bases 55 to 2691 code for a protein of 878 amino acids. Gene Ontology annotation, biological process: protein polyubiquitination. The record is from RefSeq and is a predicted model, not a curated record. NCBI's taxonomy places the organism in Eukaryota, Metazoa, Mollusca, Bivalvia, Venerida, Veneridae. Gene Ontology annotation, molecular function: ubiquitin protein ligase activity.
UGGCGGACAAGGUGCGAAAGAAAAUUAUCAGUUCGCGGUAAAAUCGAUAAUUAAAUGCAAGGAUGGUGCUUGCAGUGGUUUAAGGAAAUAUUGCUAAUGUCGGGUUCAACGCUUAUGGCUAGCAGCUCAACUAACGCUGACAGAUACGAAAUUACUUGUCCGACAUGUGAUUUUACGUCGUCGGUACCGAACGGAUCUCAUAGAACAAUUUGUCCUAAGUGUGGUGGAUUUUACAGCCGCGAGGCAGCAGAGAAAAGAGAGCCUCGGAGACUUCCAAUGAGAAAUGAACCAAAGGAGAAAAGAUCUAAUGGAAGAAGGGGACUGAACUCUAUAGCUAAUUUCUUUAACAAUCUCACACCUAAUAACUCAAAUAAAUCCAAGAAAAAAGGAUUAAAUAAUGUUGUUUCUACCCAAAGUUCAGAGAGUAGUAGCUCCUCGGAUAUUUCUAACACAGAGUUACCUCCCAUUAAUAACAAAUCAAGGCUAACAGUGCAGAAUGCUAGAUCAGGGAGCACAACUCCGUCAUAUGGGCUAGACUCACGAGCAUCUAGUAGAAAUACAGUGAUUUCAACAAGUUCAAAAGCUUCAAAGACAUCUAAAGGAACCUCAGUUUCCAGACAGGAUAUUCAUUUGAAUAUAUCUAGUAAGCCAAAGAGUUCGGAUAAUGCUGGUGCGGGCGUCAGCAGUACAUCUCAGAACCAGGCAGACAGAGUUAUCUAUCCUGUCAGGACGAAAACAUCAGAUCAGUUAAGGGAAGAUGUGCGCUCGGCGAGAGAGACGGGUAACUGGAAAAGUGUUCAGGAGUUCUACUCCACCACAUUUGAUUCAUUUCUUGAAAUAAAUGCUGCAUUUAAGAGAGAUCCAAACAAAGAUUACAAGGGCACUGAAGAUCCUGGUUUGAAGUUUGACUUCAUCAACACUGUAUAUGACUUGAUACUAGGACUGCCACCAGAAAUACAGAAAAUUGUUUUGAAAAGUAUUAUCAAUAGUUUGCUGAAAGACAAGAAGAAUAACCAUAUGCAAUGGCCACAUUCCAAAGAUGAUCUGAGGGCAUACCUAGUCUUGUUACAGAAUCCCCAGUUUGGGAGCUCAUCAACGUAUGUGAUAUUUGCGCACUUGUUGCGACAGAUAGCUGCGCUAACAGACCAUGAUCAUCACUAUCUAGUCUAUUGGAUGAGAAAGUUGUCAGGGGACAGGUUACAAGCAUUGUUGGAAAGACUGAACUCAUUCAUAUCUAUACGUUUGUUCCCUCCGAAACCACAAGAUCUACCACCAAUGGUGAAAUGUAGUUGGUGGAUACCGAGUGGUACCAAAGUUAUGGCAUUAUUAAAUGCUGCCAACAAUUUGUGCCAACCACCCUUAGUGUCACACAUGGAGUUUUACAAUAUGGCCUUGGAUAACCUUGACCUUAUGCAGGAGUAUCUAGCAUGGCAAGAUCCAAACUCUAGUGGAGGAUUUUCAUUUUGUCAGUAUCCAUUUAUCCUCAGUAUUACAGCAAAGAGAACAAUAUUACAACGAGACUCGGAGCAACAGAUGAUUCUCAUGGCCAGGAGAAGCCUGGUUGCGAAGGUGCAGAGGCGCCAGUUGCCAGAUGUUGGAAUGCUGUUCUUUAACCUGACUGUUCGGCGGGAAAAUCUGGUUUCUGACUCCUUAAAUGAGAUUGCGAAGAAACAGCAUGACUUGAAGAAGAAGUUGAAGGUCACUUUUGCUGGGGAACCAGGCUUAGAUAUGGGUGGCCUUACCAAGGAAUGGUUCCUGCUUCUUAUUAAGAAGAUAUUUAAUGAAAACUAUGGUAUGUUUACAUACAAUAAAGUGGCAGGAUGUUAUUGGUUUUCUACAAUGCACCGUGAAGAUUAUCAGGAGUUCAAUCUAGUCGGAGUUUUAAUGGGAUUAGCAGUUUAUAACAGUAUUAAUUUGGAUCUGAGAUUCCCACCAUGUUGCUACAAGAAGUUACUGAGUCCCCCUGUGGUGCCCUUCAACAAUCCACGAGCACAAGUUGGUGUCGCUAGUCUUACAUUGAAGGAUCUCAAAAGAGUUCAGCCAGAAGUUGCAAAAGGUCUACAAGAUCUGCUAGAUUAUACAGGGGAUGUGGAAGAAGAUUUCUGUAUGAGCUUUCAGAUGUCUCAGGAUCACUAUGGCCAUACAAAGACUUUUGAUCUGAAGCCAGAUGGUGCUAAUAUACCAGUCACUAGUGAAAACAGAAAAGAAUAUGUAGAUCUGUAUGUAGACUGGGUGUUGAACAAGUCUGUUUAUAACCAGUUUAAAGCAUUUUACCACGGUUUUCAUAUGGUGUGUGCAUCAAAUGCUCUCAUUAUGUUGCGGCCGGAGGAGAUAGAGAUGCUGGUAUGUGGAAAUCCAAAAUUGGACAUGAAAGAUCUGAAGAAAGUUACAGUUUACGAUGGCUACCAUAAUCUGGAUCCCACUAUCAAGUAUUUCUGGGAUGUUGUAUUGAGUCUGCCGAUCCAGUUACAGAAGUUGUUCCUGCUUUUCACGACAGGAAGUGAUCGUAUCCCUAUAGGAGGAAUGGCCGAGAUGACUUUUAAAAUCUCUCGGACUGAAGAUACUGAUUUGUUACCGAUGGCUCAUACGUGUUUCAACCAACUAGUUUUGCCUGCAUAUAAAAGCAAGAAACAACUGAGAAAUAAAAUUAUCUUGGCCAUACAGAAUGCAGAGGGCUUCGGACUGGAGUAGUAAAAAACAUAGUACUUUUAUCUUAUUAAGGAACACAGAAAUCCAGAUUUAAAGCUGGCACGAUUCAUGUGGUGCACAAACUUUGUCUCGUCAAUGCAUAAUCACUGUGAUGAAGCACUUAAUUUCAUAUUGCUGUCCAGAACACACACUGAUACAGGCUGGAAUUACCGUAUUCAAAUUUUGUACAGUUAUUUACAGGAGAUUGGAAGGACCUGUCCUGAAGAAUCAACGCUGUAAUGAUUUACGUUUUUUGAAAUACAUAUCCAGACUAUAUUAAUGGUUGCACAGGUCACAUUUCACAUAGUUCAGACAUGCUUUAUACACUUUUUUUCUGGCUAUACAAAGAAGUAGACAGAUUUACAGACCAAUAUCCAUUUGUCUAGACUAGAAUUGAUCCGCAAAUUGAUGAAAUGUUACCCAUAUCACAGAAAAGUGAAAUAAUUUACAUGAGCUUUGAAAAUAAACCAUUGCAAAUAUCACCCAACCUGCAAUACUGGUACACAGAUUAAGUUAGGUGAAUUCCAUGACAUAAUUAAAUUUCUGUUGAAAAUAUGAUAUUCAUUUCAAUAAAUUAUCAUUUUUGGAUGAAAAACUAUGAGAAAGUCAUGUCUUAACUUCAGCAUAACUAUGUAUUAAAAUGAUAAAAAAAAGUAUAUUCAUACAAUGCAAGUUAAACAGACUUGGUCAAACAGUUUGUUUUCAUUUUGCUUGGUUGUGUUGUGUUUCUGAAGGAUCUUCUAAUAGAUUUUGUUUUAAUCUGGAUCAUGUCCCUGUGUAAAAUAAAUUUGAGUUACUGGUAUAGUUUCAACAGCAAGAUUCAACAACAUGAACUAAAGUUUUGAAAUUUUCAUUCCUGUUUCAAGUUUGUAAUUAUAUAUUUAUUGGUAUUUGCAUUUACUGAAUACAAUGUAUUAAGUUUGAAUUGUAUUAAGCAGGUAAAAAGUAUAGAUUACAACUGCUUUGGCAUUUAAAUUGUUGCUUCUCAUAUUUAAUAUGUCAAACUGUAUUAGUUGUUACACACAGAAACAGUUUCACAAAUGAGUGUCCACAGCAUUUUACUGUGAUUUUAUAUGAAUUCUAUUAACCCUUACCAUGCUAAAUUUCUGUAAUGGACUGGUCCAUCUUCCAAUUUAGGCAGUACCAUUUAUAAUUUAAGGGAUGUUUACUGAUUAUUUACUAACUGAAUAGUGAACAGUGCAGACCAUGAUCAGACUGCACGGAUGUGCAGGCUGAUCUUGGUCUACACUGGUCACAAGGGCAGAAUCAGUCGUGUCCAGCAUGGUAAGGGUUAAAAAUGUUGCCAUUUAUGCUGUAAGGAGAUUUACAAAAUUACUGUAUAUUAAACAAAAUUGUUCACUUUAUAUGAAAAAUGUUACUGUUGAAGAAUGUACAUCUUGUAAGUGAAGUUGAUCUACACAGUUGCAUUUAUUAAACUACCGGUAAUCUUUUUAUAUGUUAUAUAUUAUUACGAUUGCUUGUUACUGGAUAAAGAGUAUAAGAAUCACUGAUAAAAGGUGCGGAUGGAAAUAUCUGGCUUGAGGGUAGCUAUUUCGGCAGUAACGAGACUGCCGAGUUUAUGCAAAAACAGCUAACCCUAAGAGCCAGAUAUUUCCAUCUGCACUUUCUCUUUUUCUUGCAUACCGUAUUCUUUAAAUAAUAGGAAAAAAAUCUGCUUCUCUUUAAGUACUAUUUUAUUACAAGAGCAUAUGAAUUUACACAUUUCUUAAAAAAAUCAUGGCACCCAGGGGUGUAAGAUGAGUUUUUCCAGCACCAGUAAAACAGAUGGGAAAAUUCUGUAUAGCAUAAAUAUUUAUUGUAGAAUCUCUUUUAAAUCUUUGCAGCAUGAAUUAUGUUUUUAAUGAAAAAAUCAAGGUCCUGUAUACUACCAUUUACAUGAUAUAUAUUCUAGCAUAUUCUACCUUGAGAAAUCAAUGGCUGUAUUGUGUGGUGCAUUAUGGGAAAAAAAAAUCUGUAUUGCCCUUUUGUUACAGACAUGUCAAAUAAUAUGCAUGCUUGUAUAAUAAUGCACAGACUCAAAUGACAGUCAUAGAGCAUAGUAAUAAAACUUUCCAUACUUGUUUAGGCGACAAAUUUUGUAAAAUUUUCUGAUCAUGUUUAAGCUUGUCCAUGACACGUCAAUAGGGAAUGUCUUCACACUUAUAUAUAUACAUGUAUAUAUAUAUACAUAUGUAUGGGUAAAAAAAUCUCAACUUUAAAAAUGAAUGUUUUCUUUAUUUCUGAAGGACUAAUGAAUAUCUGCUUUGAAGUUUGAACAGUAUUGAUAAUUAAGAUAGUCUAUACCUGUACAAAAUUGAAUAGGACAAAAGCAUGAAACCCAUGCCAUUAACAGAAAAAGUGUACUAUAAAUAUUUAUUGGCAUGCCAUUACUAGAAACAUGCAUUAUUGUGUUAAGGUAUAUAUAAUAAAACAGUCAUUGCCUGCCUCUGUAUACCCAUAUUGGAACCGUGGGAUAUGCUAUUGUGCCGAUAUAGGUGAAACUCACAGUGAAAAUAACUGCUUAAGGCUGGCUGUUGCGAUGAAGGAAGCUUAUAUUACUAUUUAUUCCGUCCAUAUUUAAAGUUAGUAAUUACAGAUAUUCAAGGAUAAUUGAAGAGUAUUAUUUUCUUUGGUGCAUGAUUUUGUACGAUAUUGCUUUUUGUGAUGUUUGUGUUCUCUUAAUCUUCAUGUUCUCAGCCCUAAUAUUCUUACCAAUGUGGAAAUGUGAGUCGUAUAUCCGAAUAUAUUUUUAGCAACUUUUCACUGAGAGCUCAUUUAGCAUGUCUGCUUUGAUAUGUACAGUUCCCUUUUCAGCUGCUAGACGUUUUAAGGCAGUCAUUUUAAUUUUGUUUGUUCAAGCUGAUGUUUUUCUUUCUAUUCUUUGGCCAGAAUACUCUAAAGUCGGCUUUUUUUGCUCAAUUUAAUGCUUGCACCAGUUCAUUAGAAAAUGUACCUUAUUGUGAAAGUGGUGUUACGUCAAUGAGAAAUGCUUUUAGAUGCAUCUCUUGUGUAGUUUUGAUAAAAAAUAAUUAAAGUGAAAAAAGCUGUGUUUGCAAUGAUUCUGUUAAACACUUUUUUCUUCUCAUGAUAAACUCAUACACAUAAAAAGGGGCCAGUAGACAUAAUUACUGUGUUAUUAGUGUAGUUUUUAGGUGUGUAAACUAGAAAAAAAACUGGUCAAUCCAAUCACAGUGGAAAUAAAUAAAAGUUUUCUUUUUGUGAGCAGAAAACGAGUAAGAUAUCCUUGAGCACCGUCAGGUGUAUGAAGAGUUCAAAUAUUUUAUGCUGCUUUACAAAAAAAAAAAAAAAGACAAAAUGGAAAAUAUUUGAGGACCAAAUUUCUGCUACACACUUUGCCAGCAUUGUGAGGAACAAAAGAACACUUUGUGUAACAGGAAGUAAUACUCACAGAUUUAAGUUAUCCAUUCUGAAAUUAUCUUAGCAUCUGGGAAAAAUCUUUGCAACAGGCUUUUCUUAUAUGUACAUAUCAAGUUUAUUUUUAUUUUCCCAAAAAUCAAAGAAGUGGCAAAGAAAAGAUUACAUUUUUUCAUUGGAAUACAUUAAUUUUAUUAUUACCAUAGAUUUUAUUUGCUAUUUAUUUCACCAGAUAGUUGUUAUAUUUAUUUUUAGCAUAUGUAUGUUCAAUUUGUAACUGUUUCAUAAUAUAUAAUUGGAAUGGCAAAGGAGAACUGUUAGAUAAUGCUAAAUAAUAGCUAUAUUUAGACAGAAUAAGAAUCUGCUACAACUGUAUACAUCAGAUUAUACUUUUUUUUUGUUUUUAUUUCGAAGCAGGUCUUCAUUUUUAUUAGUGGGUUAUUAUUUCUGUGAUCUUGUAGUUAUAUUUUGUUGAUAUUUUAGUUUAUGUUUUAUUCAUCUGCCAUUCAGCUUAUCCCUUUAUUGAUUUGUUUAUAUUUAAUGACAUUGAAAAUAAAUGAAAUUGUUGCGUUUUUCCUCAAGGUAACUCUCGACUCUUGAGAAUAUCAUUACUCUUUGGGGGACUACUAUAAAAUCAGAAGUCUUCUAGAUAAAUAUUUGCUCUGUUUACUAACUAAAGAAGUAAAUACUUACUUGUUAAUAAUAUUUUUAUAAUACACUUUAGAUACUGGUAUGUUGAAGAUGGCCAUAUACCUCAAAUUUUCUACCAUACUAACUAAUUUGAAUUUCAAAUAUUGCCAACUUUUAGCCUUGUAAAAUUAUAUGAUUUUAAAGUGUUUUGUGGUGGCACCAAUCCAUGAUAUUAAAAAACCUUAACAGUCAAACAGACAAAAAUAAUAAAAUUAACAUUUAGUUUAUUCUGAAGAUUUAAAAUACACAAAAUAAUGUCCUCAUGGAAUAGCUGACAGCAGUUAAAAAUUUUGCCAAAUCUAAAUUACGCCCAUGAAAUUGAGUAAGCAUUAUUUAACAAAUUGUCAAAUGAACAAUAUAAAUAAUUAUAUAUUUAGUUACAGAAAGAAUUUUUCUCCAGGUAAAUGGUAUAAAAUUGACUAGUCAACCCUUAAUUUCUGAACUAUCCAUGUUUCAGUUUGAUUUUCGUUUUUAUAUUGUGGCAUUUUUUUGUCUUUCAGUGAUGUUUCUGUUGUGUGUGAUAAACAUGCAUUGGAUUUUCAGAUAUGUUGUUAAAAUGUAACAUUAAAUUUCUGAUGAAUGAAUGAAAUUUUAAGUUAGAUAUAACUGUUGUAUUAGUACUCAAAUAUAUUUUUUUUGAGAAAAAAAGAUUUAUAAAAGUGUAUGUUUGUUGAGAGACUAGUAUUUUAUUUUAAAGGUAUUGUACCUAUGCAGUUACAGUACCAAGACUGAUACUUACAUAUUUUUAAUGGGUGCUUUCACUUGGUGUGGUCUACAUUUAUGCCAAGUAAUAUGCAAAUAAAAAAAAACUUGAGGUAUCUAAUCAAAUCCACCGUUCAUAUUUACUGGUGCCCAUGUACUUCUUAGCUUCAUUAAAAUAAAUUUCAGGUACCAAUAACAGUCUAUAGUUUAAUGUAUGCAAUGGUGUGAUUUGUACCUGAAUAGUUCAUUUAAAUUUCAGUUGUCAUAGACCACGCAAGUCCCAAGUGAAAACACCUGUUUUGUUGUACCAAACAGACGUUAAUGUUAUAUGACUGUGAUAACUUGUUUUGCAUCUUUUUCAUGAAUAGUAUAAGUAUGUAUUCUAUAUAUUGUAACAUACUCAAGAAAACAUUAAACAUGUGCGAAAACUUGAGCUAUAAUGGGAAAAAUUUUCAGAAAAUGAAAAAUAUAAAAUGUUAUCGUCAUUCUGUUUUCAUAUAUAUAUAUAUAUAUAUAUAUAUAUAGCUCCAAAGGAUCCAAACGCCUUGAGCUUAUACCAUGCAUGCUUUAUCAGACCAAAAUCAACAGGACAUUCGUUUUGAGCUCGACUAUUCGAAGAAUAGUCUAGCUAUUCUACUCACCCUGGCAUCGGCGUCGGCGUCACACCUUGGUUAAGUUUUUGCAUGCAAGUACAUACAGCCAUCAAUUAAAGGCAUAUAGCUUUGAAACUUAUUUUUUCUUUUUCUAGGUCAAUUACCAACCUCUGGGUCAAGUCCCAUAACUCUGACAUGUAUUUUGAGCAAAUUAUGCCCCCUUUUGGACUUAGAAAAUUUUGGUUAAAGUUUUACAUGCAAGUUACUAUCUCCAAAACUAAUGCAGAUAUUGAUUUGAAACUUCACGUGUCUUCGGGGUUAUAAAACUAGUUGAUAGCAGCAAGUCCCAUAACUAUGACCUUCAUUUUGGUCCAAUCUUAAUGAAAAGUGGUCAGAACAUUUGUCUCCAUGAAAUCACUAUGUAAAUCUUGUUUUGUUUCUUUUUCAGUGUGAUGUUUUGGUUACAUAAUACCAUAAAUUUUUAAAGCAGAGAGCAUCAGUAUUAUUUCUGCAAAAAAAUCACAUGUAUGUUUUGAAGCAUGCCUUCUUUAUAUGUACACAAAUGUUUACCAGCAAAAACAGAGCCACCUGAUCAACAUCUUGGGUUCGUUUACAGAACUUUAGUGAUUUAUUUAACCAGUUAUUAUAAAUUCUGUGCUCAAAUUUGUAAUCUGUAGUAUCUGGACAAAGUCCCCUCUCAGAUUGUUGCAAAUGAGGGCACUUGGCCCCUUUAACUCCUCAAACUUGGGUUUGUUGCAUCAUUGUAAGAGGUCCUCUCUCCAAGCUUUUGUUCAAAUGGGGGUAAUUGGCCCCUUUCAGGGGCCACAAAGGCCAAACAUAGAAAAACCUUUUAACAACUUCUCAUGAACCACUUGCUGAAUCUUCAUCAUACUGGCCUGUUGUAUUUUUGUAAGUCCACUCCCAAUUUUGUUCAUAUAGGGGCACUUGGCUCUCCUUGUAGGGACUGUCUGAUAUUAACAAAUAAAAACCUGUAAACAUACUUCUCAUGAACAGUUUGAUGGAUUUUCAUCAAAUUUGGUCUGUUGCAUCAUUGUGAUUUCCUCUGUUUUGUUCAGAAGGGGCACUUAGCCCCUAGAGGUAAACAUGGAAAAACCUUUAAACAACUUCUCAUGAAUGGAUUUAUGGAUCAUCAUGUAACAGCAUUGUAAAGCACUCUUUCCAAAUGGGGGAACUUUGGUCCAUUAGAGCUAAAAUUAGAAAAACCUAUAAAUGGCUUUUCAUGAACUGCUUGAUGAAUCCCCAUGGGACUUGUUAGGUGUCCUCACACAAAUUUGUUCAAAUAGGGGUACUUGACAUGUUUUGUUUUUGUAUGCUAAACAAGAAAUUACCAUUCAUGAUUCAGUGUGUCAUAUUAUGUAUAUUCAAGGUCAGGUGAGCUACUUAGGCAUGCUUUGUUUUCAAAUCUCACACAUUGAGAGUUGACUUGACCUGCCCAGAUGCUACUCGUUUUACAGACAAGAUAGGAAAACCUUGUCUGAAGCUGCAAGACUCAGAGCAAAGACUUUCAGUGUGUAACAUUGUCUAGGGGUAAUCUACCAAGUUUGUUAAGAUCUUGCCCCCUAGGUCAAGUUGGCAGUGCUCAUGGGGUAACUCUUUUUUACAAAGACUUAUAUUGGAAAAACUUCAAAGAUCUCAAGGCCUAGAAAUUUGGCAUAAAGCAUUGUGUAGAGGUCUUCUGCCAAAUAAUACUUUUCCCAUUCGAGUCAGGUGAGCAAUGUGUGCCAUCAUAUCUUGUACUAAUAAAAUCUUACUAAAUCAAAUAUAUUUAUCAAAAAUAAAAUAACAUUCCAUGUAUAUAUGAAAUAUACAAUAAUAUUCCACUACUGUCUUUGUGUUCAACUAAAUGGUUGUGAAAAUAAAAAAAAAGAAAAUGUGAA